GAGGGCGGGGCGAAAUCUUCCUGACAGAAGCCUCGCUGCCGUACAUCCUUCCACACAUUUGGCAACAGGCCGCUGCCGAAACUUUCCUUUGUACCUUGUUACCGAACACGCUUUUGCGUGUGCAGUUCGUAGGUCGGCCACUUGGCCACCUGGAAAUAGCCGCCGCUACCCACCAAUUCAUUACUGUUACUUGCACCGCUAUUCACCCAUACCGCUAGGAAACAUGCAGCUGCAAACGUCUCAGGCCCAGGGCCUGCGUGUCCGAACAUCGGCCCGUGGUCUUCCAGCACUUGCUCGCCGGCGCACGGUGUCGGUGUCUGCUGUUGCCAGCGAGCCUCGUGUGGAGGUUCCCAGCUCACUCCAAAACAACAGCUCUUGGUCGCCUGCUUCUUGGCGCAGCAAGCCGGCGCAGCAGCAGCCUGAGUAUAUUGAUAAGGUCGAGGUUGAGAAGGCAGUCGCGGAAAUUCAUCGUAUGCCACCCCUGAUUUUCGCUGGAGAGUGCCGCACGCUGCAGCAGCGUCUGGCUAAGGCCGCUGCCGGCGAAGCAUUCGUGCUUUUCGGUGGCGACUGUGCGGAGGCUUUCAGCCAGUUCUCUGCGAACCGCAUCCGUGACCUCUACCGUCUACUGCUCCAGAUGAGCAUUGUCCUCGCCUUCGGUGGCGGUGUGCCAAUUGUCAAGCUGGGCCGCGUCGCUGGCCAGUUCGCUAAGCCGCGCUCAGCUCCUACCGAGACUAUCGACGGCGUCACGCUGCCCUCUUACCGUGGCGAUAUCAUUAACGGGCCGGAGUUCACCGAGGAGGCCCGCCGCUGCGAUCCUCAGCGCCUGGUUCGCGCCUACAACCAGUCUGCCGCGACCCUGAACCUGCUGCGCGGCUUCAGCUACGGUGGCUAUGCCGGCCUCUCGCGCGUGUCGCAGUGGAACCUGGACUUCAUGAAGAACACCCACGAGGGCCACCACUACAUGGACAUUGCCAAGCGCGUCGAUGAGGCGAUUCAGUUCAUGAUUGCCUGCGGCAUGGACACCAACAUGCCCUUCAUGCGCGAGACGGAGUUCUUCACCGCUCACGAGUGCCUGCUGCUGGACUACGAAGAGGCGCUGACCCGCCGGGAUUCCACCAGCGACCUCUGGUACGGCUGCUCCGCCCACUUCCUCUGGUGCGGCGAGCGCACACGCCAGCUAGACCACGCCCACGUGGAGUACAUGCGCGGCGUGCACAACCCAAUUGGCGUCAAGGUGUCGGACAAGAUGGCUCCCAACGACCUGGUUACGCUCAUUGCCAUGCUCAACCCGAGCAACGUGCCCGGCCGGUUGUCCAUCAUUGUGCGCAUGGGCGCCAAGAAGCUCCGUGACAAGCUGCCCAGCAUGAUUGAGGCCGUGCAGCGGUCAGGCCAGGUGGUCACCUGGGUGUGCGACCCCAUGCACGGCAACACCGAGACGGUGUCGGGCUACAAGACGCGCCGCUACGAGAACGUGCGCUCGGAGAUUGAGGCCUUCUUCGACGUGCACGACAAGAUGGGCACCGUGCCCGGCGGUGUGCACCUGGAGAUGACGGGCGACAACGUGACGGAGUGCAUUGGUGGAGGCGCGUCCAUCUCGGAGGACGACCUGAACUCCCGCUACCACACCCACUGCGACCCGCGCCUGAACGCCGAGCAGUCCCUGGAGAUUGCCUUCUACGUCGCGCAGCGCCUCCGGCAACGACGCGAGGCCAUGAACAAGGCCGCCACCAACUAAGCGCAGCGCGGCGAAGCGGCUGUGGUGCUUUCAGGAACCGACAGGAGCAGCGAUGCGGCUUUGCUUGGGCCGUCGCUGGGGAGCAGCGGGCAGCAGCGGCAGCAGCAGCAGCAGCAGCUGGCUUGGAAGUUGGGCUUGGAGGGCGCAGGAAAAGGGACAGCAGCGGUGGCGCUAGCGUUAACCCCGUGAAAUGGUGGAAUGCGAAUCCUAAUGCAUGGCACCAAUUUGGGUUUUUGUCCAUACCGGGGUGCGGUUUUCGGCACGCUCAUAAACGGCGUGAUACGAGAGGCGUCACUUGCGCCAUGCUUGCAUACGGCGGACGGGGUCUGAGAUAAACUGCAGCAUAAAGGGACAGCUUUGAUCUUCUCUUUUAGUCCCCAAGAACGGUCAGCGAUCACCUUGCCGGUAGCUGGUUUGACCCAUGGGUCCGUUCAUGGUUGGCCAGACGACGCUGCUGCAUUAUCACGACUCUGUGCCCCAUUGUCGAGCGUCUCUCAAGACGGCUGCUGCUUUAUUUGCUGGACGGUCGCUAUACGCCAACUUGUCGUUCCGAGGUGCUUGCCGGCCGCCUGUUUUAGGUCGUGGGUUUGACAUGACUGGUGUGUUAGCAGGUGGUGGUCGUCCUCUGGUCCGCAGGUGUAGUCCCCAUGAGCUUGUUUUUCGGGUCGCUAGCUCUUUGAGCAACGUGGCCUUCAUGGGGACCAGCCAGUGGGCGAGGCGGAGAGCUGUUGUGUGCCUUUUUGAGAGGGAGAGAGCGCUCAACGACUAGAGGCAGGAAUGAAGCCGGGAACUGCGGACCAGCGCGCGUGGAAAGCUAGCGGGAUAUGCGGGAGGCGUGCCGGGAACAAAGCGUGCAGCUGCCUGCCGCAAAGUGGCAUGGUGUUGCAUGGUUUGGUAAUGGUUCUGGCGGUUCAUGUACGCGCUUGUCGGUUCGUAUGGUCUUAAGGCUGGUGCGGGUUGCACCUGUGUUCGAUAAACUGGUGUGGUUUAUGCGUGUGUAGCAUAGCUGUGAACGGUAUGUGGCUGGCAGCGUACGGGUGCAUUUGGGUGUCGGGGAAGUGGGUAGUGGAGAUGCGCCGCUUGCCAUUGGGUGGCUGAGCUAUGGGCCUUCCGUCAGGUGUGCGGGCGAGUUCAAUGGCAGCAGUUUAAAGGCGCAUAUAUGGUAUGGUAUGGGCUUUAGGCAAGCUUGGCAGCAUUAAUAACAGCGGCAGGAGCCGUUCGUACUGGGCCAGUGUGCGUGUGUUGUACACGGUUGGCGGUAGGAGGUUGUAAUGCGGUAUGUAGCUGGCGGACGGCGUCUGAAAUAAUGCGCAUAAGCUCUUCUAACGGUAACGGUACGCGGUUUGGCUUGGCUGGGUGGUGACGUUUGCGAUAGAAGCAAGUGCCAACCAGCUGGACAACGUGCCGUAUUGGCGCACCGACUAACCAGCUAUGACCAGCUAUGUGGAGUCCAUCCGACUCAUCCGCCCAGCAUUUGUUUGUCUUCAUGCGCUCACUCGUACCCGGCGGAACCACCGAACAAUGGACCAAGUUUUCAUGUGGGGAACAUGUGUCCCCAAAACACCGUGGCA
This is a messenger RNA of Astrephomene gubernaculifera, 3306 nucleotides long. The record is from the annotation of a GenBank genome assembly. Lineage: Eukaryota; Viridiplantae; Chlorophyta; Chlorophyceae; Chlamydomonadales; Astrephomenaceae.